Molecule: messenger RNA, 1501 nt
Organism: Tachyglossus aculeatus (Australian echidna)
Lineage: Eukaryota; Metazoa; Chordata; Mammalia; Monotremata; Tachyglossidae
Gene: MIS12
Product: MIS12 kinetochore complex component
Exons: 2
Coding region: 187-819 (210 amino acids)
Biological process (GO): mitotic sister chromatid segregation; kinetochore assembly; mitotic cell cycle
Cellular component (GO): chromosome, centromeric region; nucleus
Source: RefSeq, a predicted model, not a curated record
GGGCGGGAGGAGCGGGGAGGGCGCUCGCUGAUUGGGCCGGUGGCGAGGCCGCCGCUCCUGAUUGGACGGAGGAGGGCGCCCCUUCUCCCUCCCCCUCGGGCCGUUGCCCCGACGUUGUUGGCGUGGGCCGCGGCGCGGUUUCUCGGCUCGAUCCCUCCCAGCCUCCCGGCCGCCGCCGCCGGCGCGAUGUCCGUCAACCCGAUGACCUACGAGACGCAGUUCUUCGGCUUCACGCCCCAGACGUGCCUGCUGCGCAUCUACGUGGCGUUCCAGGAUUACCUGUUCGAGGUGAUGCUGACCGUGGAGCGGGUCAUCCUGAAGCGGCUGGAGGCCGCGCCCGGCGGCGGCGAGGGCGGCGGGGUCAGCCCGGUCCAGAUCCGCAAGGGCACGGAGAAGUUCCUGCGCUUCCUCAAGGAGCGCUUCGACGGGCUGUUCGCCACCCUGGAGACGGUGCUGCUGCAGCUGGUGCUCCGCGUCCCGGACCACGUGCUGCUCCCGGAGGACCGGAGCCACGCGCGCCACCCGGGAGGCCGCGAGGAGCUGGCCCGGCUCCGGGAGGAGGCGGACCGGCUGCGGGGCCGCUACGAGGCCGAGGCGCGCGCCGGCCGGGCCCUGAUGGCCGAGCUGGAGGAGCAGCGGGCCGCCCGGGCCCAGCUGGAGAAGACGCUGCGCUGGUUCGACGGGCUGGAGGGCGCCUGGCGGGAGCACGGCGGCGGGGACCCGCGGGAGAGCCUGGCCUUCCUCCGCCGCGGCGCCCACCGGCUCCGGGACGUCGUCGGGGACGUGGAGAGCAAGGGCCGGAGGCUCGAGUCGGCCUGACCACCCGCCCCGGCCGGACCCCCGCCUCGCCCGGGACGGAGGGCCUGGACCGCCCUCGCCUUCCCCGUUCGGAUCCCGGUGGUGGCGGCGGCGGCGGCGGCGGCGGCUCGAGGCCCGCCCUCCCCCUCGGGUCCCGGGCCGGGAGGUUCGGGAAGGGGCCCGGAGCACGGCGCGGGAAAGCUCCCGGCGGGGCCGCCGACGGGGAGGGCUUUCCAGUCCACGCCGGGGGGCCGGCCUGCGGAAGACGGACCGGGGGUCGCCCGCGGAGAUUCGCUCUUCUUCUCCCACGGAGGUGAACCGGGAGUCACGGCAGACCUACCGGACGCGUUCAGCCCCGGCCUCGGGACAAGGCGAAACCUCCGGGGACGCCCGCCGAGUCACGGCGGACCCACCGGACGCUUCGGCCCCGGCCUCCUCCCGGGGCUCGGACGGCCCGUGUUUGAUCUAUCAUCGCAAAAUUGUUUCCUCUACCCCCACCCCGGUUACCGUUUGUACUCUGGUUCACCUGAGAAGCUAAAGUGUUGGGGAAAUGUGUGUUCAUUUUUGCAGCUGCGGCCUUUUUAAUAAUAAUGUUAAUGGUAGUUGUGUUUCGUGCCUACUCUGUCCUGCGGCCUUGGGGGGAUUCAGGAUCAUCCAGUCUCCCUCCAUCAGAGGUUUCACGGUCUAAGGCGGGGGUGUCUCA